AUGACAGAAGGCACCCGUUUGAACGAUCUUCAGGAAGACUUCACUUCUUUAAAGAAGUCUACCGAAUCUCAACUGAGCACUUUCGGUGUGGAGCUCCUCGCCAUACGCAAGCAAAUGGACAUUAUGAUGCAACAAUUCUCUUCUUGGGCUUCAGAUCUGAAAAUGGGGAAUGUAAAACAGUCAAACAACAACGGAGAAAAUGAUGGACAGCAGAUGGUACUUCACUCUGGUGAAUUCUUACCAAGAUUCGUGCGGCUGGAUUUUCCAGUAUUUGAUGGGGAGGACCCCCAUGCUUGGCUAUACAAGAUAAAACAAUUUUUUAUCUUCCACAACACAUUGCCUGAGCAUCGUUUGAGAUUAGUCUCAAUCCACAUGGCUGGUAAGGCUUUAAUAUGGUUUCAAGGCCUUGAUGAGUCUGGUUUGUUGGGUGAAUGGGAGGAGUUUGUCCAUGCUCUUCUCAUAUGUUUUGGCCCGUGUAGUUUGGAGGAUCCUAUGGAACCGCUCACUAGACUAAGACAGGAAGGCACAGUGGAGGAAUAUAAGUCUGCAUUUGAACUAAUUGUUAAUCGCUAUAGGCGUCUAUCUGAAAUGGAUAAACUAAGUUGUUUUAUCAGUGGACUCAAGGAUGACAUUCGUUUGACGGUAAAAAUGUUUAAUCCUACAACUUUAAUUACAGCCUAUCGUCUUGCCCGAAUCCAAGAGGAAAGAGUAAGCCUACACAAAAAGCCAAACACACGCCCUCUAUCCUUUCACUAUACUGAACCAGCACACAUCAAAUACCAACCCACACAGAACCAAACCACCAUAGAACCAAACCAUUCCUUCAACAAAGCUGUAGUUCCUGUCUAUAAAAUCAGUCCAAACCAAAUGAAAAGUAGAAGAGAAAAAGAUUUGUGUUACCACUGCGAUGCUAAGUGGCAUCCUGGCCAUCGUUGUAGUAGCCCAAAGUUGUAUUUAGUUGAGGAGGUGGUUGAAGACAGCGAAGCACUUUUAGAAGAUACUGGACAACUUUCUAAUCAGUACGAAAACAACGAGUUGUGUAAAGGGGAGACGGCCCUACACAAAACUCCUGAAAUUUCACUACACGCCAUAAUUGGUUUCAUGCACCCUAAGACCAUGAGGGUGAAAGGCAAGAUUGGGAAUCGAUGGGUGGUCAUCAUUAUUGAUUCAGGAAGUACACAUAAUUUCCUGGAUCCAGUAGUACUAUCUAGGGUGCACAUACCUUUAGUGAAUGAGGAUAAAAUCAGGGUAAAGGUAGCGAAUGGUGAGAUGGUUAAUAGUGAAGGCAAAGUGACGGGAGUGAAUGUUUCUGUUCAAGGCUCCUAUUUCUUGGUAGAUAUGUAUGUUAUGGUGUUAGCUGGGUGUGAUAUGGUACUUGGUGUGCAAUGGUUGCAAGGUUUAGGCCCAAUAUUAUGGAAUUUCAGAGAAUUGACAAUGCAAUUUACAAUCCAGCAAGCUGCUGUCCAGUUAAAAGGACUCACAGUGAACACGUGGAUUGAAGGACCCAUCCACAAGUGUAGCCAAAUGGAAAACAAGGGAAUUAUUUUGCAUUUCAUUGAACAAAUAGCCAAACACCAACCCAACCAAAUUCCAGAAAAUAUACAACAAUUACUCAACGACUAUCCCGACAUUUUUGCCACCCCAAAAGGCCUACCCCCAAACCGUUCCCAUGAUCAUGCCAUCCUUUUACAGCCAGGAACUAACCCCAUUCUGUUCGGCCCUACUGAUAUCCUUAUUUCCAAAAAGCGAGAUUGA
Molecule: messenger RNA, 1755 nt
Organism: Juglans regia (Persian walnut)
Lineage: Eukaryota; Viridiplantae; Streptophyta; Magnoliopsida; Fagales; Juglandaceae
Exons: 1
Coding region: 1-1755 (584 amino acids)
Source: RefSeq, a predicted model, not a curated record